Aspergillus wentii DTO 134E9 is the source of this 1263-nucleotide messenger RNA. RefSeq lists its product as uncharacterized. The record is from RefSeq and is a predicted model, not a curated record. The coding region runs from base 1 to 1263 and encodes 420 amino acids. Gene Ontology annotation, molecular function: alcohol-forming very long-chain fatty acyl-CoA reductase (NADP+) activity. Gene Ontology annotation, cellular component: peroxisome. NCBI's taxonomy places the organism in Eukaryota, Fungi, Ascomycota, Eurotiomycetes, Eurotiales, Aspergillaceae. Gene Ontology annotation, biological process: long-chain fatty-acyl-CoA metabolic process. The transcript has 3 exons.
AUGUGGGAAUAUUACCAUGGAAAGGUCCUUUUCAUCACAGGCAGCUCUGGCUUUCUGGGAACAGCUCUUGUGCAUCGGAUCAUCACUCAGACAUCGCCCGCCCAUAUCUACUUGCUCUGCCGAGGACUCUCUCGUCUCCACGAGCAAUGGCAGCAAUAUCUCCCCCCAAAGAUUGCCCAAGCUCUGGCAGAUCCUACCUUGGUCACCCCUAUCCAAGGCGACAUCCUCAAGCCAAAUAUGGGGAUUUCCGAGCAUGAAUUGGUGACUGUCCGUGAAAGAGUGAACAUCAUCAUCCAUGCGGCAUCAUCCAUCAACCUGGUCCAACCUCUUCACCGAAUAUCGGAUGUCGUCACCGGCGCGACUCAGCGAAUAGCCGGUUUAGCCUUGACGUGCGAUCGCCUCGACCGUUUUGUAUACGUCUCGACGGCGUACUGCAAUUCCCACCUGCAUAAAGAGACCGACAAGACAGAAGUCCACAUCGAUGAGCGCUUCUACCCGCUCAAACCCUCCGUAAGAAGUCCCUGGGCGGAAUGGGAAGAUCUCCGGGAAACCGGAUCUAGUGUCGAGUUCAAAUCACAAGAUUUUGCAUGGCCGUAUUCCUACGCAAAGCACCUGGCCGAACGACUGCUCAACGGCAUGCUCUGCCAUCAAGCGCAGAAACUGCUCAUCGUCCGCCCGUCCAUCAUCGGUCCAGCGCAGCAAUUUCCCUAUCCCGGGUUUAGCAUAUCCAGCUCAACGCCAACGACCAUAGCAGCAGCAAGUCUGAUCUUCAUGCCCUCCACUACCUUCAAGGUGGGGACCCGGUCCGCAAACCCAGACCGGGAGUGCACGCUGGAUGAAGUGUCUGUGGAUGUCGUCGUGGACCGGUUACUGGCUCAUCUGGCAAAGGGCAGUGCUGGUAUUGUACAUGCCGUGAGUGGAGAGCAUGGCAGAGUGCUCACGAAAAGCAUAUUUGACGCGAUAGUGAGAGCCCGUCGCAUCCCAUGGCAUAUCGAACCAAUAUGGACAUCUCAAGACUGGCAUUCGCCCGACUUGCACCCCGUGGCCCGGCUAUAUAAGAUAUUAGGAACAUCGUUCAACUUCAAAGAGACAAAAACGGAGCGGAUCUGGGGGCGCCUUGAAGAGAGAGAAAGAAGGGGACUGCAGCUUUUCCAGGCUCGCGCUGUCGGUCAGUAUGAUUUUUCGCCCAGGCUUGAGCAGAUUUCUGCGACUGCUUGGGAACUGCUGAGGCGGAUCUUGCGGUCAAAUAACAGAGAAAUAUAA